This is a messenger RNA of Trichoderma aggressivum f. europaeum, 1356 nucleotides long. RefSeq lists its product as uncharacterized. The coding region runs from base 1 to 1356 and encodes 451 amino acids. The record is from RefSeq and is a predicted model, not a curated record. The transcript has a single exon. Lineage: Eukaryota; Fungi; Ascomycota; Sordariomycetes; Hypocreales; Hypocreaceae.
AUGCCGAACGUUUACAACAAGAGUAGUGGACUCAGUCUUGACGAUGGUACCACUACAGCCGAUUCCUCUAGGCUUCUUACUCCUCCAAGGACCCCUUCCCCUGCGCCAGAUACGGUUACGAAAAGUGAUUGGCAGCCAACGAAAGAGAUCGAUGUAAGCGUGCUGAAGUCUCGACUCACUCUCCAGGAUGGGCGAUGCGGAUGCCUUACCCAACAGGCGAGGCCCUGUAAAAGGGAUUCUCCAGAAAAGAAUAGGACCAAGGUGGAUAGCUUGAUAGAAUCGAUGGUGGCUUUGACUCAGUCAUCUGUCGAACUCGAAGACAAGCUACUAAAGCUGGCUGAGCUAGUUCACUGCCAUUUGCACCUCUAUGAAAGACAUAUAGAGGAUCGCGUUGAGAAAUGGACGUCUAUCUUUCCUACUGGAGACCCCGAUACUAAGCCAUUCAUACCUCUGGAGAAGCGGAUCACAAUUGCUCUACGCCGCGAUUACGCCCAUUGCAGUAACCGUCAUUGCAUAGGGAAGACAUUGAAGCAGAAAGAUUGCCGUUGGAAGCUUGAAGGGCAAAAGAUGCAAAAUUACAUCAAAACUAUUGAUGAGAUUAUCAAGUCAGUGGUUGGCUCUGAUGAUACCAAAGUUGAAUAUCUUCUCAAGGUCCUCGCAUGUAAUGGACUUUGUCAUCAUCACCAAUAUCAGUCAUCUAACCAUGUCGAGCUAUGGAUCUCGAGACUCGUGGAGAUUCGCAGCACAUACCAAGCCGAAACUAAACAGUCGGAUAGCGGCUAUACGCUGGAUGGCUCUGAUGAGUCUUGUACAACUUCACAACCGGAAACAGUUCAAAGUCCAACGAUCAAAGUUAAAACUAGACAUGAUCUUGAAAACCGAGUUGGCUCAACACCCAUUGACUUGGCAUUGCCUCCACCAGAUCAAUACUGGCCCGAAGCUUUUGAUGAGAGUCCCUUUAAGAUUAUUAAGAGAAGGGACGGCACUCAAGAGCGAGAGUCUUCAUACACAGAGAUCAAAACCACCGUAAUGCUUCCCUUGGAAGAGACGUUGGGUGAUCUAAAGAAGGGAUUCAUAUACCUUUAUACAGUUAAAGGAAACGAGAGGCUUGUCAAAAUCGGAUACACUACUCGCAGUCCGAAACAAAAGUAUGAAGAGUGGAAGUUGAGCUGCAACAGAGAGCCCAAGUCGCUCUAUGAGAGCUCAAUUGUCCCAAAUGCCCGCCGGGUUGAGGCUUUGUGCCACGCCGAGCUGGAUUAUUGCCGAACAAGCGUCUAUUGUACUGGCUGUUCGAUACAGCAUAUCGAAUGGUUUGAAAUGACGCCUGAUGAUGCCAUUUCGGUUAUCCAGAAAUGA